Messenger RNA from Carassius auratus (goldfish), 5018 nucleotides. Its product is annotated as suppressor of cytokine signaling 2-like. Bases 694 to 1290 code for a protein of 198 amino acids. The transcript has 3 exons. Gene Ontology annotation, molecular function: 1-phosphatidylinositol-3-kinase regulator activity. The record is from RefSeq and is a predicted model, not a curated record. Gene Ontology annotation, cellular component: phosphatidylinositol 3-kinase complex. Gene Ontology annotation, biological process: phosphatidylinositol phosphate biosynthetic process; intracellular signal transduction. NCBI's taxonomy places the organism in Eukaryota, Metazoa, Chordata, Actinopteri, Cypriniformes, Cyprinidae.
UUAUGUUCAAAACAUGCUAUUUUUUCCUCUGGUUCAUUAUGUCUCAGAUAGCAGCGGCAUCUAACCCUUCAUUUACACGUUUAGGAGAAAAUGAAACCCAGUCGUUUGUCUUAUUUGUCCCACUAUCAUUCACCAGGAGCUGUCAACGCAGUUUCCUAGUAAAGGCAGUUCUGCGUAUCCCUCCCAAGUCUCUUGAAGGCAGCCUUUGUUUUUAUUUCUCAUGCACGUGUGCAAUGAGCCAUUCACAGAAGACAGGCGUUUGUAAUGUUAGUGGAGAUUAUGAAGAUUGUCAUUUCGUUCUUUCAUCCAAUUAAAAACAAGAACAGAAAAAACAACAACAGUAUCUGACCUGUGGAUUGUUCCUUAGAGAGAUUAACAUGAAAUUAUCACUUUCAUUUACCACUUUAUGAAAGUUUUUUUAUUCUUUUCAAAUAACCAAUAAGAAAGGAGCUGCAGGGGUGAAAUGACUAUCAUAUGUGAGCACCACCCUCUCUGAGGUGACAGCAGAGGCUGUAGGUCUGUCUGAAUAUUAAGGAUAUAUACAGGACAAAAACAAUUUUAAGAUCGGCACAGCCACGAAAUCCACGGACGCUGUGGAAGACUUCUCUCUCACAUGUUUUGGUUGAUUGUAAGAGUCAGUCGUCUUUGGAGGAUAAUUAUAGACAUUGACUGGAUGCAGAAAGCUGUUCUCCAAUGACCUGUCACUCAUCCGACUCCACGGAAAGCAUCGAGAAUGAAAGGCGAUCGCAAACCGAAACCCAAGUCGCGGAGUCCGAGCAGAGUCGCAUUGCCACUGCCAUGAGAGACCUUAAAAACACCGCAGGCUGGUAUUGGGGCAGCCUUACAGCCAAUGAAGCCAAGGAGAUCCUGCAGGACACGUCGGAGGGCACCUUUUUGGUCCGGGACAGCUCUCAGAGGGACUACCUCUUCACCAUCUCCGCCAUGACAUCCGUGGGACCCACCAACCUGCGUAUCGAAUACAAGGACGGCAAGUUCAAGCUAGACUCGGUGCUGCUGGUCAAACCCAAACUCAAGCAGUUCGACAGCGUCGUCCAUCUCGUGGAGCAUUAUGUGCAGCUGUCCCGGACGUCUUGUGAAGGCAGCACUACCCCCAUCGCCCCAUCCAAAGGCACCGUGCAGCUGCUGCUCACGACCCCGGUGUACACGGCCACACCGUCUCUGCAGCACCUGUGUCGUAUUGCUAUCAAUAAAACCACACGGCGGGUACAAGAACUCCCUUUGCCGAACCGGCUGAAGGAUUACCUGACAGACUACACUUAUAAUGUAUAGAACCAGAUGGACAGUGAUGACCAUAAGUGCUGAGGUUCUAUGGAUCCUAGAUCCAGUUAUAAUAGAGGUGCUGAUGUCCUGUUAAGGAUCUUUUGCCUGGAAUCCCUCAUCUUGUGCCCAAAGACUACUUUAAAAGGAUAGAUCACUGAAAAAAUUUAAAUCUGUCAUUACUUACUCCCCCUCAUAACAUUCCAAAAAUGUUUGGCUUUCUUUCUUCUGUUGACCACAUAUAUUCUGUUUUUGAUCAUAUAAUGAAAGUAAACAGGGUCCGAAAGGACACUGUACUCCGUUGACUUUCAACGUAUCAACAAUUUUCAAAACAUAUUCCAUUUUCUGUGUUAAGAUUCGGACGCGACGUGAGGGCGAGUGACAGAAUGACAGAUUUUGAAUCUCAUUAUUAUGGAGGAUAUCAUAACAAUGUUAAGUGUCCUUCAUUGCGCACUUAACAAGUUUACGGCCUGUCGAUAUUUUACAGUCAGUUUGUAAUGAGCGAGUGAGGAGUAUCUGUAAGGAGCAUUGGCCUACACGAACAUCGGACGGUUUCUACCUGUAAUUCAAAUAUUAGAAAUAUACAGGUGGCCACGCGGUGUGCCCAUGUCUCUUUUGAAGGAAGAGUUCAGCCAAAAAUGAAUAGUUCAACCUUAUAUCAUUCCAAACUCUUGGACUUUCUUUAUUAUUAUGUAGAACAUAAACGACGAUAUUUUGGAGAUUGUUGCAGCUGUUUUUGUCUUUAUAUUAAAGUCAAUGGGGUCCAAAACUAUCAAGUUCCAAAAAGAACAUGAAAGUAUACACUUAAAAAAUAAAGCUUCCAAAAUAACAAUUUUAGGUUUCCCAAAUAACCUUUCAGUUAAACGUUUCUAUAGUGUGAAGAACAUUUUAACUAAAGAUCUUAAGAUCCUUUUUUCACUAUAAAUAACAAGUGCCCACUGACGUUAAACCUCAUUGGGAUGUUACAUUUUCUUUUAUGUUCCACAGAAAAAACCAAGCCAUAUGAGUUUGGAACAACAUGAGGGUAACAUGAGCAAAUUAGUAUUUUUGGGUGAACUAUCCUUUUAUUGCAGCAGAUGUCUGAGAAGUUCUGCCUCCUGUGUUUGAGACAUGGGAGUUUGAAACUGUAUGCUUUUUGACUAUGUAUAAUUUGCUCAUUAACCAUGUUAUAUUUUUGUACUGUAGACAUAGAUGAUCAUUUGAUGUCAUGGUUGCCCGAGGAAUUUCUGGGAACAGGAAAGUACCUUGCGCUAUGAUAUACUGUAUAUCCCAAUACUUGUCUUCAUGAUAACGUAGUACCACUGAAAAGUUACAUGAAAAAUAGCCCUUUUAGUCAAUUUUUUAAAUAACAACAACAAAAAGUUAUUUAACAUAUACACUAUCAUUCGAAAGUUUGGGGUUCGAUUUUUUUAAUACUUUUAUUCAGAUAGGAUACAUUAAAUUGAUCAAAAGUGUCAGUAAAGAUAUUUAUAAAUUCCAUUUCAAAUAAAUUCAAUUCUUUCUAACUUUAUAUUCAUCAAAGAAUCCUGAAAGGAAUGUCAUGCAGUUUCAUCAAACAUAUAAAGCAACACAAAGAUUUCUGAAGGAUCAUGUGACACUGAAGACUGGAGUAAUGACUGCUGAAAAUUCACCUCAUCACAAGAAUAAAUCACAUUAAUAUAUUACCAAAGAGAAAACAGUUUGAAAUUUAGCAACGUUACUUUUUUGCUGUAUUUUUGAUCAAAUUAAUGCAGCCCUCUUUCAAAAACAUACUAACCCCUUACAUACUAACAUUUCAAUGGUAGUGUAUAAAAAACCCUUUUAAUUUAUAAGCUCAAAACUUGCUUAAACAGGUCCUGACCAUUCACCAACAUUAAAAGGGUGUGUACUUUUGCAAAUAAAGUAUACCACCGGCUUAGUAUUUUAUUGCACAUUCUGAACCAAGAGGUAAUUUAGCAACAUGGUUUGUUAAAACUUUUAUGGUCAACAAGUAUUGGCCUGUGUUAACCCUACCUCAGGAGGGCGUCGUGAUAAACCUUCAUGCUGAUUGGCCGUAUUUGGGGAAUAUUUGAUUCUAUACUGAAUCGCAAUUUAUGACACAGACCAAAAAUUAUGUACUAGGUCGGAAGCUUCUUAUUUUCUCCUCACUGCUAUUUGUGGAGCGGUUAUUAGAAAAAUAGGAUUUCAUGUCAAAUUCCUCACUAAUCUGACCCCCUGUUUUGGUUUAAUGAAACAUACAUAAUUUUAUCCCUUCAACAAAUAUGCUGCUCAGUGUAUUCUACUUGGGUGCUUGGGUGCUAAAUUCCUGCAUUUCUCUUCAUGCUUAGUCUUUCAGUUAAAGCAUAGGAAUAGUAUUAUAUUGUAAGCAUUCGCUAAAAAUGAUUACCUACUGCUGUCUUGAUUUUGCCAUUACUUUUAAAUUAAAAAGGUCCCCAUUUAUUAUGACUCAGUUUAAUAAACUAAUCCACCGGAAAUACCUAAAUCAUUGAGAAACUGAUCUCAGAUCAGCAUAAAAGGUCUUUCUGCCAACAUAUCUCAGAUCCAGUAUACUCUUGACAGUUUUAUUUGUCGUCUUCCUUGAGGACGUUUUUUAUAUCCAAGUCUGAUAUCAUCUCUUUUCCACUACAAAAUUCCACUAAUAUCAUUUUACAACAUAGUGCUGCAUCAAGGGUGAAUGGAUUUUCUCCUAGAAAGUGAGAAAUAAAAUCAAGCAUAGCUUUAAUUCCUGUACUAUGUAUCUCUUUUUCUGGACUUGGGAACUAUAACAUAAUUUUAGUCGGGGAAAAAGCAUAAAACACUGUUUUAUUUCUGCCCCCAAAUGAGCCAAUCAUGUGCAGAACUGAUAAUAUCACCGAUCAUCAAUGUACACAUCACAACCUGGCAACCUCUCAAACCUUCAGAAAACCCACAUCCUACAGACUUCUGGUUUCUAAUAUUCUGAAAUACAGAUAAUCCAACUGUAUUUGGUGUUUGGAAAUUGUUUGUUUGGUUAAUAGGACGGUUCAUUUGUGCUUUUUUUAACACAACAGUGUUUGCAUGCUGCAUGACUUUGUCUUGCAUGAUUUAAUGUGUGAAAAACAUGGAUGAAAUAUUCCCAGUCUUUUCCCUUUCUACAGCUUUCCUUGGCCUCCUCCACAGUGUUCGAAUUGAGGGGGGGCUUUUGGGGACCCGGAACCCCCCAUAAUCAUUAAGGGUUGGGGGUGAUUUGUUCCCCUGGUUUUCAAUAAAACUUUACUUCAAAUUGUGUUUCGAUUGCUGUAUUAAAUUUAGACCUGCUUUUGUUACAUCAUAUUUAAUUGUUUCGCGUUUUUACAGAGUUGCAGGACUGGAUUCAUAUACGAUUUUGGAUUUGUCAAAGCUGAAACACUAUUUCAGUUAUUUAAAUGUUAAAUAAAUAAAUAAAUACUCUCAAAAUGCAGCAUAAUAAAUGAUUUAGAUUAGUCUUUUUAGUUUUUUCAAACUCGCGAAUUCCCUCAUCAUAAACAGCAACAUGAUUCAAUAUAAUAAAAUGCAUUUAGAAGGCACCCAAAAUUUAAGAUAUGUGGGUAUGUAUAUAUUCAUAUCAUUUCAUAUAGUUGAUCAAUAUCACAGAGUGCCAUAUUUUCGCAAAAAUGUAAAAUGGUUCAACAACAGGUGAACAACAGUUGAACAGAACAACAGUUCAACAAACAAGAAGUUAAUAUUAAGAGACUUACGUUUUAGACACCAUAUUGCCUGGUUUUUGCUCCAUUUCGCCAAUAAACUAACUCCAAACAAAGCCA